Molecule: messenger RNA, 1852 nt
Organism: Sclerotinia trifoliorum
Lineage: Eukaryota; Fungi; Ascomycota; Leotiomycetes; Helotiales; Sclerotiniaceae
Source: the annotation of a GenBank genome assembly
GCUUGGAUCGCAAGAUGCGACGUGGGGACGGAAGACACGAUCGUGAGGCUACCUACUGGCAUCAAUCGCAUGCUCUUUUCAAGCCUCUAGCUACAGCAUCUUCAUCUCCAAGCGGCCGAUCGGGGUCUGAGUACAAGGGAGGUGAUCUUUGUCUAUGAUUCAUUCACUUAUCGGAGAUAUGUUUGGAUCGACCAUUCUUGCCUUCAGUGUUUAAUAUAGCCAUCUAUGUAUCACUGCUCGGUCGUCGAAUUGAGGUUCUAUCUCUCGGUUCAAUUCAAGCCAAGUGGUCUUAUGAAACCAGCUGAAUUAUUUGUCUGGUUUACCGUCUGAAAUUAUUGAUCUACCACCUUUCAUGGUCAAGACAUAUUUUUAUCGACUAUGGGUCGUGAAAUAAACAUACUCGAGGUGCAAUGUGCUGCUGUGAAAGGUUAAAAUGCGCGAAGUAUAAGAAUGAUAGGUGAGACUUUAAUUGUGGCCACACAAAAUCAAGUCUCUACCAAUCCGAUGAUCUUAUGAGGACAACAAUCCGCUAACGACAUUUGAAGGAGGCGACUUUGAGAGAAGGCUUUCUUGGCUUGUUUCAUGAAUUAUAUACUGGCUCUUCAUACCCUCAGAAACCCUAUUAAUUUUUUUCUUAUCCAGAAAUGACUACCUCAGUGCCUGCUCCUGUUAGUUCGGCCGUCGCAUCUCCAACUCCAGCCGUGUGUUAUUCAACGUGUAGUAUGAGCAUCUCCUUUCUCGUCGGAUUCGGAAGAAAACUCACUUUUAUCUUAGACAAUGCAUACAUUGCAGCCUUGAAAAUCGGAAAGGAGCCUGAAUUAUGUGCAUCUGGAUCAGAAUUCAAGGACGACUACAGUUCUUGCCAAAUAUGUAUAGAAGCAAACAGCGGCAAUGUCAAGCAGGAUAUAGCGGGGUAUAUAGAACCGCAGUUUGGGCCAUUUCUUGACUAUUGCGCGUCGCAAGCUUCAAGUACGACAGUGCCAAGUUUAGUAGUGAACAAUACAACGACGGCCUCAAGCGACCAGUCAUCCUCUUCGCUGCCUUCUUCGCUCCAGCCUUUUACGAGCAUCUUUUCUAGCCUAACUUCGAGUCCUUCUGGGUCUGCAUAUUCUACCGCUACAGCUAUUAAUACCGAGCUCAUUCAAUUAUUUAAUGGAAGCAUAUUAACUCUUACUCUGACGAAUUUAAUAACUUUACGGGGUCAACCAAUUACUAGUAAGAUGGUCUUAACCAUUCAAAAUGCGUGACAUUAACUUGUAUUAUCAAUUAGCUUCGUCCUCUAUCGCAACGGACUCAAAAUUUAAAUCAUCACCUGUCCAUGCACAGUUUCAUGGUAUACUCUUUGGAUCCAUUUUUGGCGGUCUAUCGGUUAUUGCCUUUAGUUUUUGGAUCUACUGGAGAUUCUGGAGGCACCAGAAGUUGCAAAGGUCGAAAGUCGGGUCCACGGCUGGUGAUGAAAAUGGUCACGAGAAGGCUCAAUUGCAUUCGGAAUGUCUACGACCCAAGGAACCUCAAGAAAUCGAUGGAUCGCCAAAUGGUCCAGUCGCAGAAUUACCAGCUGUAGAGCCUGUGGGUGCAGAGUUGUUAGGUACUGUUAGAUCUACCGAGAAAGGUUGAUUGAGUUCCAGUGGUGAUGUAAGGUAUAUAGUUGGGUGCCUUUUGUAAUACACAAAGUUGUGAACGAAGUUUGCCUUUAAUUCAUCUAAAAGGAAUGGAAUCACCAAGUGGUUUGGGUCUAUCGACGUGGAAAUGAUUGACGAUGAAUCUAGCUCAUGUUACUCCGGAGCCUCAAGUUCGUAUAUCUGUAGUCGCGGGUCAAUUAAUUCACAUGGUCCUUCCACACACGGGUACU